AUGUGGAGUACAACACUCUGCCAGCCGCCAUUGCGGUGGAUUCAAGCGCCAGGUCGAGCGCUCUCAAGUUCAUUCGCCAGAGGGCGUAUUAAUCCUCGUGGUCCUCGGAAUUCGAUACGGAGACCAGAUCCUAUUCGAAAGGAACGGAUAUCCCCUAUUCCAGAGACGGAUAACUCAAGUUCCCCGAAUACCAACUAUAGCCCUUCCCAGAACACGCUGCUCGCUCCCGUCCAUAUUCCAGAAGAUCCGCAUGCCGUGCUGAAAGAGACACAUCCGGCAACGGCUAUAUUGGCCAACUCUGGGCUGGUGGUCCAGCGGCAGUUAGAGAUGAUGAAUGUUAUGAUUGGAUUUGAACAAGCCAACAAGUACGUGGUUAUGGAUGCAAAUGGGAAUCAUAUUGGGUAUAUGGCAGAGCAGGAGAAAGGUAUGGCCAAUAUGAUGGCCCGGCAGUGGUUCCGAACGCAUCGGAGUUUCGUGACGCAUGUGUUUGAUAGACAUGAGAACGAAGUGCUUCGAUUUCACCGUCCAUUCUCAUGGAUCAACUCUCGGAUCCGAGUCUACGACCCUCUCGAUAGUGCGAAGAGCGCUUAUUCACCUUCCACGACUCUCCAACCCGUUCCGCUGGGUUCGCUUGCGCAGGCCACGGGCACCUCUAAUGCUCGAAUCUCGCCACUGGCAUUCGAAGAUAUGCGCAUCGUGGGAGAAGCCCAGCAGCAAUGGGCUCCACUGCGUCGGAAAUACAAUCUUUUCACCUAUCACCAUUCACCAAACCCGACAACACACAUGCGAACGGAGAGAAUACCGCUGCGGCAAUCGGGUCUGUCUGACGCACAGCAGAUACAGUGGUCUCAAACGACAAAGGGCGCACAGAGUCUGGGUGAGUAUAACCAAUUUGCCUACGUGGACGAGCCUUUCCUGUCCUGGGACUUUAGCCUUCGCUCGGCGGACAGUCGGUUGAUUGGGUCCGUCAAUCGUAACUUUGCUGGGUUUGCGCGCGAGAUUUUCACGGAUACCGGUGUCUACGCUCUACGAAUGGAUUCGGCGGCGCUCGGUGCUGAACAAGGGGCCACCCCAGAGAAUGCCGGUGACGGCAUGACCCUCGACCAGCGUGCGAUAAUGCUAGCUACUGCUGUGGGCAUCGACUUCGACUACUUUAGCCAUCAUAGUGAUUCUGGCGGAUUCGGAUUCAUGCCUCUAUGGAUCCCCGGGUUUGGAGGAGAGUCUGCCGCCGGCGCCGCUGCUGGCGAAGCGGGCGCUGUUGGCGGAGCUGCCGCAGGGACUCUUGGUCGAGCGGGAGCAGCCGGUGGCAUGGCAGAUGGUGCUGCUGCCGGUGCUGCCGGUGCGGGGGCCAUGGCUGGAUAUGAAGCCAUGUCUCGGAGCAGGCCAGGAGAAAGCACGUCCUCGUCCGCUCCGCCCGAUCAGACACCGCCAGUCGACCAACAAGCGUCGUCACCCGGGCAGACAGGACCAUAUGGAGAUGUCUGGGAGGACCCUUGGUCCCAGGAUCAGGACCAGGACGAUCCCUGGACUGCAGAAGAUCCAGCCGAUGGAGACGGCGAAGGGGACGACAUGGAUUGGUUCUAA
Aspergillus tanneri is the source of this 1584-nucleotide messenger RNA. Its product is annotated as scramblase family protein. Gene Ontology annotation, molecular function: phospholipid scramblase activity. The transcript has 3 exons. Gene Ontology annotation, cellular component: plasma membrane. NCBI's taxonomy places the organism in Eukaryota, Fungi, Ascomycota, Eurotiomycetes, Eurotiales, Aspergillaceae. The coding region runs from base 1 to 1584 and encodes 527 amino acids. The record is from RefSeq and is a predicted model, not a curated record. Gene Ontology annotation, biological process: plasma membrane phospholipid scrambling.